AUGAAGCACCAGUACACAGCAAUCCGCCAUUUCAAGGAUAAGAUGGUAAAGGGAGACUUAAUUUUACAUCUGGAUUUCUCCGAGAACUAUUUUUGCAAAUAUGGGAAUGAAAUCCAGUCAGUGCAGUAUGGUGACUCUCACCAGCUGGACACAUUGCACACGGUUGUGGCCUGGACGACACAGGAAGUGACGUCCAUGUGUUCCCUGAGCGCCUCCAUGAGGCAUGAUCCUGCAGCCAUUUGGGCCCACACCAACAAAUCAGUCACUCCAGUGGUGUUAUGUUUGGAAGAGCCAGGUGACGAAUUGAAAGAGAAGGAGACGAAGGCGAAAGGAAAGAGCAAGGCAGUUACCCACACCUCAGACGGGGAGACGGACAGGGGCACGAGCAAGAGCCACCCGGAGAAAAAGAAAAAGAAGGACGAGAGUGAGGAAAAGAAGAAAAAAGAAGAAGAGGAGGAUGAAGGGGAAGACGUAGAGCUCGAGGAUGAGGAGAACAACAAUGAGCCCAAACGAAAAGAAAAGAAAAAGGACAAAACAGUUGAGGAGGACGAUGGGAACGAGGGAGUGAGAGAGGAGAAAAGGAAAAAGAAGAAAAGCACCUGCACAGGGAAGAAAGAAAGGGAGAAAAUGGGCUCAAAAAAGAAGGGGAAGAAGGGAUCAGACAGCGAUGAGGACAAAAAGGGAAAGAAGGGAAAGAGCACAGCGAAGCUCUCAGAUUAUUAUGAGACCUACCACAACCAACUUCUCAACUACGAGUCGGAGUCCUCAGAUGACUAUGAAGAGGAGUAUUACCGCAAGAAAGUUUAUGAGGUAGUGACAGUAACAGGUGACGUGAAAGGAGGAGGGACUGAUGCUAACGUGUUUGUCACCCUCUUUGGAGAAUACGGUGUCACUCCCAAAGUUCACCUGGCCAACAAAAAUGCGUUGGCAUUCGAUAGAAAUAAAACCAAUGUAUUUCGAAUAAAGACACACAAUGUGGGGACUAUACAGAAGCUAAGAAUUGAGCAUGACAACACAGGUAUGAAUGCGGGCUGGUACCUGGACCGUGUGAUGUUGACGGAAGUGAGUCGACCACAUCUGCGCUUCUUUUUCUCCUGUACCAACUGGCUGAGCCGGGAGCUAGGAGACACACUCAUCUUCAGAGAUCUGCUGGGCACUCUCAACCCUAUGGAUGUGCCCAAACUGAACAGAUACAUGGUGAGUGUGUCUACACCAGAUAUUAAGGGCAGCGGAACAGACGCUGAUGUGUUUCUCAUCAUCUUUGGAGUGAAAGGAGAUUCCGGUGAUCGUAGGCUGGACAGUAAAGAUAAAGAUAACUUUGAGAGGGGAGGUGAAGACAAGUUCGUUGUUGAGGCUCCAAAUCUGGGUCGUGUACAGAAGAUCACUAUUGGACACAACAACAAGGGAAACUCAGCUGGGUGGGCCUGUGGGAAGGUGGAGAUAGAAGACAAAGGAAAUAAAGAGGUGUAUGAGUUCCCCUACGAUGAUGCCUGGUUUAACAUCGACGAUGGUGAUGGCAAAAUACAGAGGGACGCACUGGUGGGAACAACAGGGGUCAUCUAUAACGUGCAGGUGAUGACAGGUGACCUUCGUGGGGCAGGGACAAACUCCAAAAUCCACCUGGUGAUGUAUGGGAAAAAGGGAUUGACUAAUAGUGGCAAAGUGUUCCUGGAGGGGGGCACAUUUGAGCGUUCUCAGAUCGACAUCUUCAAUGUGGAGAUUUGUACGUUGCUCAGCCCCCUCAGCAGGGUGACCAUCGGACACGACAACGCCGGGGUCAGCUGUGGCUGGCACUGUGAAAAGGUGACAGUGUACUGUCCUUUCACUGGGAUAGAGCAGGUGUUCCCUUGCUGUAGAUGGUUCGAUCAGGAUAUGGGGGAUCACAUGGUGGAGAGAGAGCUCCCUGAGAUGAUCUCACUCAGAAAGAAAAAACUGAAGAAGUACCCAUGGUCGUUAUGGGUCUUUACGUCGGAAAUGAAGGGUUCAGGCACGGAUGCCCAGGUGUUUGUGCAGAUCUACGGAGAGAAGGGCAAGAGUGAUGAGUACAAGCUCCAGAACAAGUCAGACAACUUUAAACAAGGACAAAUCGACAAAUUUGUGGUGGAGCUGCCGGACCUUGGACGGGUGCGAAAGCUUCGCAUCUGGACAGAAAAAAGAAGUCCCUUCUCAGGCUGGCACCUCAACAGGGUAUCACUAUUGAAUACACUAACUAAAGAGAAGUACAAGUUUGCCUGUGGCCGUUGGUUGGACAUCAAAGAGGAUGAUCAGGAAAUCAUCAGAGAGCUGCCGGCAACUGGACCCCUUGUUCCAGAGCCAUUGCCAAUCAUCAUAUACCGAGUGACAAUCUGCACGGGGAAUGUGAGUGGUAGCGGCACGGACGCGAAUGUGUACAUGACUAUGUUUGGAGACCUGGGCGACACGGGGGAGAGACUGGUGUUCCAGAGCCAGAACUACAACAAGUUUGAGAAAGGCAAAGCGGACGAGUUUACGAUUGAAGCGGUGUCGUUAGGCCCGAUUCGGCGGAUCCGGAUCGGCCAUGACGGGACGGGCGUAUGUAGCGGUUGGUUCGUGGAUAAAGUGUUGGUCCGUGAGGACGGCCAACCAGAAGUGGACGCUGUGGAAUUCCCCUGUAACAGAUGGUUGGAUUGUAAUGAGGACGAUGGUCAAAUUAUGAGAGAGCUGGUCCCCACAGCAGAUGGCCAGUGUCUAUUCAAUGUGAAUUACCACAUUGCCAUCAGGACGGGCAGUAUAAGCGGAGCCAGCUCUGACUCCAGGGUGUUUGUGAAGCUCUAUGGGGAAAGGGGAGACACAGUUAAAGCUCUGUUGCUUGUGUCUGAGAACGACCUGGGGAACUACUUUGAGACGGGACAGGUGGACACCUUUAUACUGGAGACAAUUGACAUUGGGAAGAUAAACCGCAUGCUGAUAGGUCACAUGAAUGACGGUCUACGGGCUGGCUGGUUUCUUGACAGCGUGCUGCUCAGUGUUCCAGUUCAUGGCCAGCAGUACAUGUUCCCAUCACACAGGUGGCUCUGCAGAGAUGAGGCAGAUGGGAGGGUGGAGGUGGAGAUCUAUCCCAGUGAAGUCCUUGAAAUCGAGAAAUUGAUCAACUAUGAGGUGACAGUGGUGACAGGAAACGUGUUUGGAGCUGGGACGAAUGCACGCGUCUUUCUGCAGAUCUAUGGCACCGAAGGCAAAACGGAACUGCUCAGACUUGAGAACAGGUCAAACAAUUUUGAAAAAGAAACUACAGAGAUAUUUAAGAUCGAGGCUCUGGAUGUAGGCCAGGUCUAUAAGAUCCGUAUUGGGCAUGAUGGCUCGGGCUUGGCCGACGGCUGGUUCCUGGAUACCGUCCACGUCAAACGACUCAUCAUGGCGCUAGUGCCAAAGGAGGAGAAGGAAGACAAGAAGGAGGAGAAGGAGGAUAAGAAGGACAAGAAGAAGAAGAAGAAGGAUAAAGAGGAGGGUCCAGUAGAGGAAUGGAAGGAGGUGGUGAAGACUUACACCUUCACGUGUGAACGCUGGCUCGCCCAGGAUGAGAAUAAUGGAGAGAAUGUAGUAGAAUUGCGGGCGGAUGACUACGAUGAGCUUGAGGAGAAUACAUAUGAAGUGCAUGUGUUUACGGGGACUUUAUGGGCUGCUGGAACCGAUGCCAAAGUUUUUGUCAACAUCUACGGGGACAGUGGAGACACAGGAGAGAGACACCUACGCAAGUCCAAAAACUUCAACAAGUUUAUGUGUAACCAGGAGGAUACGUUUGUGGUCAGUGCAAUUGACCUCGGGCCACUAAAGAAACUGCGCAUUCGUCAUGACAACAGCAACGCAAAUGCUGGUUGGUUCCUUGAUCGUGUUGAAAUCGUUGAUUUAAAGGAUGAAACAAUGUAUUACUUCCCCUGCAUGAGAUGGCUGGCCGUAGAUGAGGAUGAUGGUCAGAUUGCUCGUGAGCUGGUGCCAGUGGACGAGGCCUUCAUGCACAAAGAGGAUAAGGAGGAUGAUGAUGAUGAUGAGGAGGGGGGGGACACCUCUUUACGCACUCUUUUGCUCGAGCAGAAAGCUAUGUCUACCACAUUUACUCUGAGAGUGAAGACAGGUGAAAAAAUGUAUGCUGGGACUGAUGCUAAUGUCUACGCCAUCCUGUAUGGCACCAAAGAUGACACAGGGAUAAUCAACCUGAAGGCCUCUAAGAACUACAAGAAUAAGUUUGAGGCAGGGAUGAUUGAUGAGUUUACAGUGGAGGCAGUGGACUUGGGUAGACUUAAGCGGCUUCGUAUUGGUCAUGACAACUCAGGUGGCUCUCCAGGCUGGUUUCUGGACUGGGUUGAGAUUGACGCUCCGUCGCUGGGGGAACGCUUGGUCUUCCCAUGUGGCCUCUGGCUGGACCGUGGGGAGGAGGACGGGGCCAUUCAGAGAGAUCUCUACCCAGCCCACCUCCAGACACAACACUACACACCAUUUGUUCCGUAUGAGAUCAAGGUUUUCACUACUGACAUCUUCGCUGCGGGGACGGAUGCAGAUGUGUUUAUUGUUCUGUAUGGUUGUGAUGGCGUGGGCACCACCCAGAAGUCUCUAUGUGCCAAUAAAAGAGAGAGGAAAAUGUACUUCAAAAGAGCUGCAGAGGACAUGUUCAUUGUAGAGUUGGAGGAUACUGGUGAAGUUAUAGAGAAGAUUCGUGUUGGUCAUGACAACCGUGGAGUGAAUCCAGGCUGGCACCUGGAUCGGAUUGAGAUCAGACAACUGCUGAGGAAGGGAAAGGGGUCAGAGACAGCGAUAUUUCCAUGUGAGAGAUGGUUGGCCACCUCAGAGGAGGAUGGGGAAACAAUCUGUGAGCUGGUGCCCUCUGAAAUCAUCACAGAGAAACUCGCACGAGAUGGAACUCUCAAAGUCUCCCAGUUUGAGGUGGACGACGCUCUAGAGAUUCACACCUACAAAGUUGUCGUGAAAACAGGUGACAUGUAUGGGGCAGGGACAGAUGCAAAUGUGUUCAUCACCAUCUAUGGAGAUCUGGGAGACACAGGGGAGAGGCCACUCAGCAAAUCAGCAACCAACAGCAACAAGUUUGAGAGUGGAGCGGUGGAUGAGUUCGAUUUAGAGGCUGUAGAGCUUGGACUGGUGUUUAUGAUCCGUGUUCGUCAUGACAACAGCUUGCUGAGUCCUGACUGGUACUUGGAGGAAGUGGAAGUGAUAGACCUGGACACAGAGAAGAAUUUCCUCUUCAUGUGUGAACGCUGGCUGUCCAGGAAGAAAGAGGAUAUGAAAAUCUGCCGAGUGUUAUAUGUAAAGGGUUAUGAGGGUCCCAGGGAUGGCAGUGGCUUACGGGGACUGGACAGCAACAUGAACCAGAGAGACAAAGACAGCAGAGACAAAGAGGACAGUUUAUUGAUCCCCUAUCACUUCACUGUGACGACAAGUGAUGAGGAUGAUGCGGGGACCACCAGCCGUGCAUUUGUCAUCAUCCAUGGACGAGAGGGAGCCACAGACCGUAUGUGGCUGGAAUUGCCCGAAGGAAAAAGCGGCUUUUUGCCUGGAGCUCUGGACAACCUCCACUGUCGAGGCAAAGAUGUGGGAGAUAUCAAACGAGUGGAGCUGGGUCAUGAUGGAGCAACUCCAGAGAGUUGCUGGCUGGUGCAUGAGUUGUCAGUUGCUGUGCCAACAAAAGCAGUGCAGUAUGUGUUCCUGUGUAAGUGCUGGUUGGCCAAAGACCGUGGUGACGGUCUCACUACCUGUGUGCUCCACAUCAUGGAUGCUGUUGUCAUCUCCAUUGCACAAAAGAUCAUCUAUGAGGUAACUGUGGUUACAGGUGAUGUGCAGAAUGCAGGAACAGACACACACAUUUACUUGACUAUAUUUGGGGUCAACGGAAGCUCAGAUGAGAAGCUGCUGCCAAAGAAUGGAGACAGAUUUGAGCGUGGACAAAAGGACACGCUCAUUCUUGAGGUUGAAGACAUUGCACCCCUGAGAAAGAUGCGGGUCCGAGUUGACGGCUCUGGCAGCCGACCCGACUGGUUCCUGGAAAGGGUUGCCCUGCGUAACGUACAAACUGAUGAAGUGGCAGAGUUUAGGUACUCUGAGUGGCUGUCGACCACCCUUGGCACCAAAAAGACAUUGAGCGCUGACAUGCCUGCUGUCAUAGACGGGGAAGAAAUGUUGGGGCUGACCAACUACAUUAUACACGUCAAGACAGGCGACACCAUGGGUGCAGGGACAGAUGCCAAUGUGUGGUUAAUGAUCUUCGGUGAGAAUGGGGACACGGGACCGCUGGCACUCAAACGCUCCAACAACAUUAACAAGUUUGAACGCAAAGAUAUGGACACCUUUCAAUUCCCAGACAUGCUCAGCUUGGGCAACCUUUCCAAAGUUCGGCUAUGGCACGACAAUGCAGGCCCAGCUGCUGGUUGGUUUGUUUUCAACGUGGAUAUACGAGAUGACGUCCUGGAUCAAACUUUCCGUUUCCCAUGCAAAAGGUGGUUUGCCAAGAAAGAGGAUGAUGGACAGCUGAUACGAGAGCUGGGCUGUGCCAACAACGACAUUCUGGACCUCAAUGAGACAACCAAGUAUGAAAUCAUCACAGUAACCGCAGAUACAGAUGAGGCAGAGACGCGAGAGAAUGUGUGGAUGAUCUUGGAGGGAAUGAAGGGACGUUCCAAAGAGCUUGUUCUAGAAAAUUCAGCGAAGAAAAGGCGAUUCCUACGCGCGAGCACAGACAGAUUUGAGUUCACCACUAAGGUUGUGGGUAACAUUGCGGGUAUCUGUGUUGGCCACAUACCCAAAGAUGGGAAGAAGCCCAAAACUGAAUCCUUUUGGCAUGUGUUAGAAGUCACUGUCAAAGAGAAAUCGCUCGGAAACAGGUUCAUAUUCAACUGUAACGCUCCGAUUCCCCUCUCCACCAAACGUGACGACCCGGUGAUGUUCGAGCGCAGCAAGAUCGUGGAGAGCUUUAUCUCCAAGGCCCGCAGCCUGCGACCAGUCACGUACGAGAUCAUCGUGGUCACGGGUGAUGAGAAAGGGGCGAGCACAAACGCCAACGUCUUCAUCACACUCUUUGGCACCACUGGGGAUUCGGGCCGCCGGGGCUUGCGCCAGCGCCUGCGUAACUUGUUUGAGGCCGGCCGGACCGAUUUCUUCUCAUUGGAGCUGCUGGACAUGGGCGAUCUGACACACGUGAUCAUGGAGCACGACAGCAAGGGCCUCGACCCCAGCUGGCUGCUGGAACGCGUGGACGUCAUCAACACCGCCAACGGAAUCACGACCUCCUUCAUAUGCGGAAAGUGGUUGGACAAGAAUCAGGCGGACGGACUGACGCGCCGCGUGCUCUUCCCCAAAUACUGACGUACUCGUGCACCGCUCCCAAGAUGCACCGCUCCCAAGAUCAAAUGAAUACUGACGUACUCAUGCACCGCUCCCAAGAUCAAAUACUGACGUACUCAUGCACCGCUCCCAAGAUCAAAUGGAAACUACAUUUCUGAUGUUACAAAAAUUACAUAUUACGCCCCAGCCGAGGCGCAACUGGCUGGGGCACCUGCACCAUACGCCGACGACCCGGGUUCGAUUCUUUUAAAUAUAUUAAAAAUAUAUAUAAAUGUAACCGGGUGAACAGAGGGCAGGGGAAUUUCACGUUGUAGCUUUAAGAGGCGAGCCGCGGGAGAACUUUUAAACAGUAAAUAAAACAGCUCGCGCACAAUGACGUCAGUUAAAGCAAAAGUGUCGUUGAAGGCAACGUGUCAGAUUCUCCAGCCGGUACGUAGGUAAAAUAAAUAAUCUAUCAAUAUUCAUUAAAUAUACUAUAACUCGACAGUAAAUGCCUGAAUAUGUGAUGGAGCUAGUGCUGUGAAGUUUAGGGAAUAAUGACAUUUUGUUAUUAAUGGUUCUUGUAGAUAGUGCAUCAGACCGGAGCUACAUCUCCCACUAGAACUAAGCUGAGAGCGGGACGAAGCAGCGUAGCAGCGUGAGUGUUAGCGAUUCCUCACAGAGUUUAGCCGAUCCACACGGAGUUUUAAUACAUCUACCACACUGAGUUAGAUAAAACUACCAACGGUCGUAUUGUCUCUAUAGUCCAAUAAAUGUGCUGAUUUCUUUCCCCGUUGUAUAACACUUGUUAAAUACAGAGGGGAGUUUGAAGCUACAUUAGCUGGUGACAGCCAACGGUCACAUCCAGGGGUUUAAACGAGUGAGUGUACCAUUUCGAUGGUUAACAAGCAUUUAGUUGUGUAUGUGUUUGUCAUGUGAUGUCAACUGUUGGUUGAGUGAUUAUCGUUUUUAAUGAUUUCUGAAUGAAACAAAUACAGGUAAAAUGUUUAUUGAGUCAGUGUGAUAUGAGUUAAAUGCAGAGUAACAUAUUUUUAAUUACUUCAUUUUCUAAAUGGAACAAAUACAGACAAAAUGUUUAAUGGGUCAGUGUGAGAUGAGUUAAAUGCAGAGUUACAUGUUUUCCCCUUUUAAUGCAUUACAAUGGGUUACAUUGAAUGUACUGUGUUAGAGGCAGCUACUGCUAAGAGUUAAAUGUGAUGAUAGAGGUGGCUUGGUAAAUGUGCUAUGUUGUUAUUUAUUUCUUGUUGUUUCUAUUUUUCUUUUACUCCAGUCACCCAGAGCCACUACUGUUGCCUAUUGUCAUUAGAACAUAUUCGAUUACUGUUUGUCAAUCUGCACUGGAAGUUAGAGUUUUUUUUUAUUUUGUUGAUCUACUUUACCUAAAUCCAUACAGUUAAAGCUGCUCUCAACCAGAAGCAGUCGGGGAAUAAAAGACCUGCAGUAAAAU
Alosa sapidissima (American shad) is the source of this 8752-nucleotide messenger RNA. It is a transcript of the gene loxhd1b, whose product is annotated as lipoxygenase homology PLAT domains 1b. The record is from RefSeq and is a predicted model, not a curated record. NCBI's taxonomy places the organism in Eukaryota, Metazoa, Chordata, Actinopteri, Clupeiformes, Clupeidae. The coding region runs from base 1 to 7326 and encodes 2441 amino acids. Gene Ontology annotation, molecular function: protein binding. The transcript has 44 exons.